AUGUCCAGCACAUCGUCUCGCUCCUUGUCGGAAUCUAGAUCACCGCCACCACGGUCGAGGAGGAGAAAGUCGAGCAGGGGUCGCUCACCAUCCUUCAGCAGCGAUGAAGAUUCAGCAUCCAAACGAAGGGCCUCUCGUGCUCGCGAGGCGCUGGAACAAGAGACCAAGGCCAAGGAAACGGCAGCCAAGGGGGAAGCUUUGCGGUCCACGCUAGCACAACUCUCAGCAACAAAAGCAGGAGGCGCGUAUAUUCCGCCAGCUCGAUUGAGAGCGCUCAUGGCCGAAGCUGCAGCAGCGGAUCCCGGCAGCGUGGAGUACCAACGCAUGAGCUGGGACGCUCUCAAGAAAAGCAUCACCGGUCUCGUCAACAAGGUAGCAACCGAAAACAUCAAAAGCAUUGUACCCGAGCUCUUUGGCAGCGCCAACCUCAUUCGCGGUCGUGGUCUCUACUGCCGCUCCAUCAUGCGUGCUCAGGCUCUCUCCCUGUCGUUCACGCCCGUAUUCGCUGCGCUCACAGCCAUCGUCAACACGAAGCUCCCCAUGGUCGGUGAGUUGCUCAUCACCCGCCUCGUUUCCCAGUUCAGACGCUCCUUCAAGCGCAACGACAAAGCGGUGUGCAAUUCAACGGCCAUGUUCAUCGCUCAGCUCGUCAACCAGAGGGUGGUCCACGAAGUGCUAGCCCUCGAAAUCCUCGUGCUUCUUCUCGAGAAGCCCACAGACGACAGUGUCGAGAUUGCCGUUGGCUUCAUGCGCGAGGUAGGCGCUUUCCUGACCGAAGAAGCGCCAAAGGCUAACAACAGCAUCUUUGACCGCUUCCGCGCUGUCCUCUACGAGGGCGAGAUCAGCAAACGAGUGCAGUAUAUGAUUGAGGUGCUUUCGCAGGUGCGUCGAGAGGCAUUCAAGGAUAAUCCGCGCAUCCCAGAAGGACUUGAUCUCGUCGAAGAAGACGACCAGAUAACCCACCGUGUCAGCCUGGAUGACCAGCUCAAUGUCGAAGAGGGUCUUAACGUCUUCAAGAAAGAUCCCGAGUUCAUCGAAAACGAGGAGCGGUAUCGGUCCAUCAAGGCCGAGAUCCUGGGAGAGAACUCGGAUAGCGACGACAGCGGCUCUGAAGCCGACAGCGAGUCUGGUUCCGACUCGGACGAGAGCGAUGAUGGUGGCAACGAGGACGACGCACAACGCCAGCUCGAGAUUCACGACAAGACCGAGACCAACCUCAUCAAUCUUCGAAGGACCAUCUAUCUCACCAUCAUGUCCUCACUCGACUUCGAGGAGAGCGUUCACAAACUUCUCAAACUCGAAACGCCAGAGGGGCAGGAUAUCGAGCUGUGCAACAUGAUCGUCGAGUGCUGUUCGCAGGAGAGGACCUACAGCAAGUUCUAUGGCAAUAUGGCCGAGCGAUUCUGCAAGCUGCACCGCAAGUGGUCCGACACCUUUGCUCAGAGCUUCAGCAACUACUACGACACCAUCCAUCGGUACGAGACGAAUCGGCUGCGCAACAUUGCACGGCUCUUCGGCCAUCUCUUGUCGACAGACAGCAUCAGCUGGGCCUCGCUUUCCGUCAUCCACAUGAAUGAAGAGGACACCACCAGCAGCUCGAGAAUCUUUGUCAAGAUCAUGUUCCAAGAGUUGCAGCAGCAGCUGGGUCUCAAGGAGCUCGCAGAACGCUUCAAGGAGCCAAGUCUGCAAGAAGACUGGAAGGGGCUUUUCCCGAAGGACAACCCCAAGAGCACCCGUUUCUCGAUCAACUAUUUCACUUCGAUCGGCAUGGGUGUCUUGACGGAGGACAUGCGAGAGUACCUCAAGAACGCACCUAAGAUCUUGCUGGCUCAACGACAAGCAGCGCUGGCAGCACGAGGCUCAGACGACAGCGACACCGAUUCAUCCAGCGUCCCGCUCGCGCUCGUACUCGAGCCGAUCCUACUCUUCACGCAGUCGCAGCCCACUGCCGACUCGGCGUCGCGGCAGGAGCCGUACAAGAUCCGCAUCGUACUCAUCGUACUCGUCGAGAUCAAGAUCCAGAUCCAGAGAGCGGUCGAUCUCACGCUCCAUCACUCCUCGACGCUCGUAUUCGCGCUCGCUCUCGCGUUCGUCCUACGACUCUAG
Kalmanozyma brasiliensis GHG001 is the source of this 2106-nucleotide messenger RNA. Its product is annotated as Initiation factor eIF-4 gamma, MA3. Bases 1 to 2106 code for a protein of 701 amino acids. Gene Ontology annotation, biological process: mRNA splicing, via spliceosome. Gene Ontology annotation, molecular function: protein binding; RNA binding. Gene Ontology annotation, cellular component: catalytic step 2 spliceosome. Lineage: Eukaryota; Fungi; Basidiomycota; Ustilaginomycetes; Ustilaginales. The record is from RefSeq and is a predicted model, not a curated record. The transcript has 2 exons.